Oncorhynchus tshawytscha (Chinook salmon) is the source of this 1473-nucleotide messenger RNA. RefSeq names its product proline-rich extensin-like protein EPR1. The transcript has a single exon. Lineage: Eukaryota; Metazoa; Chordata; Actinopteri; Salmoniformes; Salmonidae. Bases 1 to 1473 code for a protein of 490 amino acids. The record is from RefSeq and is a predicted model, not a curated record.
AUGCAUGUACCCACCAGUCUCCACACCCCAUGCAUGUACCCACCAGUCCCCACACCCCAUGCAUGUACCCACCAGUCUCCACACCCCAUGCAUGUACCCACCAGUCCCCACACCCCAUGCAUGUACCCACCAGUCCCCACACCCCAUGCAUGUACCCACCAGUCCCAACACCCCAUGCAUGUACCCACCAGUCCCCACACCCCAUGCAUGUACCCACCAGUCCCCACACCCCAUGCAUGUACCCACCAGUCCCCACACCCCAUGCAUGUACCCACCAGUCUCCACACCCCAUGCAUGUACCCACCAGUCCCCACACCCCAGGCAUGUACCCACCAGUCCCCACACCCCAUGCAUGUACCCACCAGUCUCCACACCCCAUGCAUGUACCCACCAGUCUCCACACCCCAUGCAUGUACCCACCAGUCCCCACACCCCAUGCAUAUACCCACCAGUCCCCACACCCCAUGCAUGUACCCACCAGUCUCCACACCCCAUGCAUGUACCCACCAGUCCCCACACCCCAUGCAUGUACCCACCAGUCUCCACACCCCAUGCAUGUACCCACCAGUCCCCACACCCCAGGCAUGUACCCACCAGUCCCCACACCCCAUGCAUGUACCCACCAGUCUCCACACCCCAUGCAUGUACCCACCAGUCUCCACACCCCAUGCAUGUACCCACCAGUCCCCACACCCCAUGCAUGUACCCACCAGUCCCCACACCCCAUGCAUGUACCCACCAGUCUCCACACCCCAUGCAUGUACCCACCAGUCUCCACACCCCAUGCAUGUACCCACCAGUCCCCACACCCCAUGCAUAUACCCACCAGUCCCCACACCCCAGGCAUGUACCCACCAGUCCCCACACCCCAUGCAUGUACCCACCAGUCCCCGCACCCCAUGCAUAUACCCACCAGUCCCCACACCCCAGGCAUGUACCCACCAGUCCCCACACCCCAUGCAUGUACCCACCAGUCUCCACACCCCAUGCAUGUACCCACCAGUCUCCACACCCCAUGCAUGUACCCACCAGUCCCCACACCCCAUGCAUAUACCCACCAGUCCCCACACCCCAGGCAUGUACCCACCAGUCUCCACACCCCAUGCAUGUACCCACCAGUCCCCACACCCCAGGCAUGUACCCACCAGUCCCCACACCCCAUGCAUGUACCCACCAGUCCCCACACCCCAUGCAUGUACCCACCAGUCCCCACACCCCAUGCAUGUACCCACCAGUCCCCACACCUCAGGCAUGUACCCACCAGUCCCCACACCCCAUGCAUGUACCCACCAGUCCCCACACCCCAUGCAUGUACCCACCAGUCCCCACUCCCCAUGCAUGUACCCACCAGUCCCCACACCCCAUGCAUGUACCCACCAGUCCCCACACCCCAUGCAUGUACCCACCAGUCCCCACACCCCAUGCAUGUACCCACCAGUCCCCACACCCAAUGAGCACACUUGGGCCUUCUGA